Molecule: messenger RNA, 1504 nt
Organism: Trifolium pratense (red clover)
Lineage: Eukaryota; Viridiplantae; Streptophyta; Magnoliopsida; Fabales; Fabaceae
Product: probable caffeine synthase MTL2
Exons: 4
Coding region: 93-1196 (367 amino acids)
Biological process (GO): methylation
Molecular function (GO): S-adenosylmethionine-dependent methyltransferase activity
Source: RefSeq, a predicted model, not a curated record
UAAAUAUGUAUAUGUAAAACUUAAUUAGCAUUUCUCAUCAUUAAUUAAUUAAUUAAUUAAUUAGUACAAAGUUGUUUGUGGUAGUAUUUGUCAUGGCAAUGGAGCGAGUUCUUCGUAUGAAGGGUGGCGCGGGAGAAACAAGCUAUGUAAAAAACUCCUUAAUUCCGAAAAAAGCAAUUAUGAAAGUGAAAGCUUUACUUGAUGAGAACUUGAAACUGAUGAUAUCGGACACAACUUUUAAUAGUUGUUGGAAAGUAGUCGAUUUAGGUUGUUCUUCAGGACCAAAUACACUUAUGGUCGUCUCAAAUAUCAUGAAUGUCAUUGAUAAAAUUAGCUUAAGCUUAAAUCAUGGGCCACCCGUAUUCCAGAUAUACCUCAAUGAUCUAUUUCAAAAUGAUUUCCAUACUAUCUUCAAAUUACUACCUGAUUUCCACCAAAGCAUAAAAAAAGAAAGAGGGGACAAUGCUGGAGAAUGCUUCACAAAUGCAACACCGGGAAGCUUUUAUGGAAGAUUGUUUCCAAAUAAUUAUAUCAACAUUUUUCAUUCUUCCUAUUGUGUUCAUUGGCUAUCACAAGCGCCAAAAUAUUCGACAAAGAAAGGAGAACCACUCAUCAAGGGAAAUAUUUACAUAACAAGAAUAUGUCCUCCAUCAGUAUAUGAUGUAUAUGUUGAGCAUUUUAGAAGAGAUUUCAAGAAAUUUCUAAAGGCACGAUCUGAGGAACUAGCAUUGGGUGGUGUGAUGAUACUAACUUUAAUCGGAAGAGAAAAGAAUGGUGAAAUUACUUCCUAUGAGGUACUAGGCAUGGUACUCAAGGAGAUGGUCCAAGAGGGUUUGGUUGAAGAAGCAAAAUUGGAUUUGUUUAAUCUUCCUAUAUAUCAUCCUACUAUAGAGGAAGUCAAACAAGUGAUCAAGAAUGAAGGAUCCUUUACCCUUCAAACAUUGAAGACUUUUAAAAUUGGUUGGGAUGCAAACCUACAAGAAGAUAUUGUUGAUUAUGUUGUUGAUAGCAAAAUGAGAGGAGAGUUCAUAGCCAAGUACCACAGAGCUUGUUUUGAAUCUCUUUUAUUAGCUGACUUUGGUGAAAAUAUCAUGGAAGAAUUGUUCUCAAGGUUUGGAAAGCUAAUUGCACAAUUCAUUGAGUUAAAGUCACCGGAUUUUUUCAAUAUUGUGUUGUUCAUGACCAAGUGUCCUUAAUGAAGGUCAAGUGAAUGUUCUGACAUUAAUAUUAACUAGAAUAAGGAAUAAAUAUAUUUCUAAGGUAAGCAAGGAAUAAGGAAUGAAGGUACUUCAAAGUAAAAUAAUUCUCAGUGCUGGAGAAUCUCUUAUUUAAUAAGAUUUCAACGAGGAAUCAUUAGAAUGUGAAUGUCAAUGAGAAAUUUAUUAUGCUUCUUUAAAUAAAGGAAAAUGUUAAACGGUAUCGCCGGGUACUAGUUAACCAUAUAAAUAAGGAAAUUCUAUCUUAGAAAUUGUGCAUUCAAUAUAUUAAAAUUGUAAAAAAUUAU